AAUUUCAGGUCGACACAUGGUUUUAGCAAAGUUAACUUCCACAGAGGGCUGAAGUAGUUAUUAUAAACUAGGCUGGGGCUGUACCACUCAAGUUCUUAACGGUUAUCAAUAGUGCUACUAAAUCCCGCCGGAGGGCGCUUUGCCCGAACAGCUGUGACUCUGCUUCUUCCUUACCAUUACCCCGUCAGUUAGUUUCUUCCCAUCUCGCUUGCUCUCACGAGGCGAUAUAAAGUAAUUUUAGCAAUUUCAUUUUGGGCCAAAUUGCAAACAAACUUCACAAAAUGUUGGCUCACAGGAUGCAACUUUGGAGGACAACAAAUUCGGCGAUGGCCCUCAGUUCCACAGUCAGUCGAUUUUCCCCACAGGGUUCCACGGAGAGCAAAAGGGAGCUCCAUCUGCAGAGAAUUACCCACGGAAGCAGUUUACCCUUGGUCGCUACCCAAAAAUGGUCAAGUCAUGGACAGAUGCGUUUCGCAAGUAGUGGAGCUGCUACAGCGGGAGUCGCGGCCACGAACAGUGGAGAAUACAUGCAGGCGGUUCCAAAAACAGAACUGGUGGACCUGCCCGACAUACCAGCUGCUCCAGUGCCCCCACCCACCGAUGGUUUGAAUGUAAUGGACGUGGUCAAUCUCUCGGGUGAACCAUCUUUCGCUUCAAUUGGCUUAGGCGGCUGGUCGCCGGUGGGUAUGGUCCAGAAUUGUAUGGAGUUCCUGCACUGCACCUGGGAAAUUCCGUGGUGGGGAGCGAUCGCUAUGGGAACCCUGGCUGUGCGCACCAUCAUCUUUCCAUUGGUCAUAAUAGCCCAAAGGAACUCGGCGAGGAUGAACAACAACAUGCCGCAGAUGCAGAUGCUCCAGCUGAAGAUGACCGAGGCGCGGCAGUCCGGAAAUGCCAUUGAAUCCGCUCGAUAUGCCCAGGAAAUGAUGUUGUUUAUGCGGGAAAAAGGUGUUAAUCCUCUCAAGAACAUGGUGGUGCCGUUGGCGCAAGCUCCACUCUUCAUUAGUUUCUUCAUGGGAUUGCGACAGAUGGCAAAUACACCCGUGGAAUCAAUGCGGGACGGUGGACUCUUCUGGUUCACGGAUCUGACUCUGGCGGAUCCCUAUUAUCUGCUGCCUAUGAUCACCAGUGCCACCUUGUACCUGACUAUUGAAAUCGGAACGGAUUCCGCUCGUUUAUCUGCCGCUAACAUGAACACCAUGAAAUAUGUGCUAAGAGCGCUGCCCAUCGUGAUCUUCCCAUUCACGAUGAACUUCCCCGCUGCCAUCUUGACUUACUGGGCCUGCAGUAACUUUAUUUCACUGGGACAGGUUGCUCUGCUGCGGAUUCCCUCCGUGAGGGACUACUUCAAGAUCGAGAAGAUGCUGACCCAUGCACCAAGUGCACUGCCACCGAAAAAGGGAUUCGUCGGAGGAAUGAAAGAAUCCUGGGAUAACAUGAAGAUCUCGAAAGAAAUCGAGGAACGACAGCGCCUGGACGAGAUUCGUUUCGCCAAGGCCGGCAAGGGUCCAUUGGUUAAGACGUACAAGUUCGAUCCCACGAAAACGGCAAAGCCCAUCUCCGUGGAGCCGCACAUGAGGUUAAGGGAGCCGCCAAGCAAACAGCGAUAGUUCCUGUCAUCCUGUGACCGCCGCCGAGCGCUGUGUCUUGUUACGUUAAUUUAAACCUUUAGUCGAUAGUUUUUCACUUACAAACCCCAAACUUUUUGCUGCUUAAAUAUAAUUUGUAAAUGUACAAACGCAAAACUUUAUUGAUAAAACUUAGUUUGGAAAGUAAA
Drosophila eugracilis is the source of this 1774-nucleotide messenger RNA. RefSeq names its product mitochondrial inner membrane protein OXA1L (gene OXA1L). The transcript has 4 exons. NCBI's taxonomy places the organism in Eukaryota, Metazoa, Arthropoda, Insecta, Diptera, Drosophilidae. Gene Ontology annotation, molecular function: membrane insertase activity. The coding region runs from base 282 to 1607 and encodes 441 amino acids. Gene Ontology annotation, cellular component: mitochondrial inner membrane. The record is from RefSeq and is a predicted model, not a curated record. Gene Ontology annotation, biological process: protein insertion into mitochondrial inner membrane from matrix; mitochondrial respiratory chain complex IV assembly.